UUUCAGAUUGUGUCAAAGGGGGCGCAAUACGAACGAAAAACCCUGUAAACACUGAACUUCUCAGGAGACAUACCCCUGUCCUCUGUACACCAGAGCCCCUAAUUACCUCCACAACAGGUCCGAGAACAACCAUCCUCUCUACUGCAUGUCGGCCCACAAAUUCUGUCAAGAUCUUGUUUGCUCUUGUGACUUUACAGAACUGAAGGAAACUUCAGCCGGUGUUUUUGUACGCACCUGCUCCUCUCUUCCAGGGGAGACCGGAGAGUAUAGUUCAGAAUGAAUUCAACAGUUUUCAACGACACGGAGAGUGCUUUGUUUUCCAACAGAAGCAGCGAGAGCUUUCUGUCGUGCUGUAACGUGUCUUCAGUGGUAACGGACAGCGGGUUUGUGUCCACGACGCUGGACGAGCGCAGUGUGUUCAUCAUGCGCGCGGUGCAGAUCGCGGUGAUGUGCGUGCUCGCGCUCACCGUGGUCUUCGGCAUCUUCUUUUUAGGCUGUAACCUGCUUAUUAAGUCCGAGGGCAUGAUCAACUUUCUGGUCACGGACAGAAGACCGUCAAAGGAUGUCGAAGCGGUCAUCGUUGGAUCGUACUAGUGCGUAAAAGUUUGAUGGUCAGAUGGGACGCAAGCUUUGGUAAUGUGCGAAACUAUCCGUGUUGUCCUCCUGAAACGAAGAGAGGUCCUUCCCUGACGGUAGAAGAAACUGGCACAUUGCAUUUAUGAUUCAGUAUUGGCUUUUUUUCACUGGGAAAAGUGCAGUUUGUGAGGAAAGUAAAGGGGAAAGUGUGCCGUGAGACCUGGUGACUGAAAUUAAUAUAAAAGUGUAAAAUAUCUCUCUAACAUGGACUAUUUGGCCCACUUUAUGGACCAUGAGUAAUGUUCAUGUGAUUAUUAAUGCUUGUAGAACAAACCGCUGUUUUCAGACUGCUAAUUUAUGUGGGUAAACAAUGCAUGUAUUUUGAGUAAUAAGUUUGAUAACAAAUAAUAAUAAUUUUGUGUAACAAAAGCACUUCUUAAUGCUGGAUAUUAACGUCUAUUUUGUGCAGCAUUCAGUGACAGAUGUAUUUGUUCUACUACAGUAUGUUCUCCAAUUAAUUUACUGGCCAGCAAAACUGAUUUACAUUGUGUUUAUGGGUGAAUACUGUAAUAUGCUGAAUUAAAAAAGAAAACUUGUGGAACUUUAUUACAGUGACAUAAAUUUGAAACUGAUAAAUGUAA
Rhinichthys klamathensis goyatoka is the source of this 1217-nucleotide messenger RNA. RefSeq names its product reprimo, TP53 dependent G2 arrest mediator candidate b (gene rprmb). The transcript has a single exon. The record is from RefSeq and is a predicted model, not a curated record. Lineage: Eukaryota; Metazoa; Chordata; Actinopteri; Cypriniformes; Leuciscidae. Bases 277 to 594 code for a protein of 105 amino acids.